Molecule: messenger RNA, 2382 nt
Organism: Kwoniella shivajii
Lineage: Eukaryota; Fungi; Basidiomycota; Tremellomycetes; Tremellales; Cryptococcaceae
Exons: 4
Coding region: 1-2382 (793 amino acids)
Source: RefSeq, a predicted model, not a curated record
AUGACGGCCAAUCCACCUAUACGGACUAUUCCUAUUCAGGAGCUCUCCCCGAAUUAUACCGUAAAAAGAUUUCUUUCUUCCAUACAACCUCACAUUCUCGAACAUGUUCGACAAGGAACAGACUUCUUUCGUAGAGUGCAUCACACUGAUAACGAUCAAGAUCCCAUUCAUGCUCACGUCAUCAGGAGAGAAGCUAGCGGCCACUGGCAAGAUCAUGAUGUAGGAACGAGCGAAUUAGGUCACAGAGCGGUGUUGGAAGAAACUGACUCGAGAGGAGGAUACCGCCAGUAUGGUCACAUGGAAGAAGCUCAGAAGUAUACUCCGGUUCAUAAUCCUGGAAUUCGCAAUAUGCAGAGGUACCCGAGUCUGCCCCGAACCAAGAUUCAGCCAGAUCCAGUAGAAGAUAACCCUGUUCAGCAUCAUUUCCAUACACCUAAUGACCACACCUCAGACCAUACAACGAAGCUGCGUACCACUAUCGACAAUGACCGACACAAUUCUAAUCAGCGUUUCAAUCGCGACCAACAAGAGGAUUUGGAAGAAAGCGAGAGUGCCCAACGACUUCUGGCGCGCAAACUUCGCAGAAGGGAUAAAGCAGCCAUCAUCAAGCCUAAACCUCCUACGCAAUCACACCCUCGAAAUGGGUCUCGAACGAGUCGCAAACGAGGACAACAGCCCUCGGAAGCGGAAUCGCCCCCUGUUAGUCGCCAGAAGACCAUCCAGGCAGAGAAUGAAGGCGACAAAAAACUCAAAUCCUCAUCUUUGCUUGACGUUGCUCGCAAGUAUCAAGCAAAGAACAUAUAUGCUUCCAAUGGAAGACUUAGUAUCGCUCCUCAACAACGGCAAAAGAAAGUCGGAUUCAUGGCACAUGGGGUAGCUUCAGCACCAAUCCGCUUCCAGUCAACUAGCAAAAGACAACGUCAAUCAGAGAAGGCAUUCAGUGAAAAUGAAUUCCUCGGAUUGAGACAAUCUCAACAGCCUGUAUCUGAAGAUGAGGAUGAAGACCUUACAGUCGAUUGGGAACGUCAACCUCGAGGAAGACAUCCUGCCCUAAAUGCAGGGAACAUUGGUAGUAAAACGACAAAUCGACGAAGUGAGGAAGUCAGGUAUUCAACCAAUGAAAGCCAGUAUCGACCUUAUCCUCCCUCUGUACAAGCGCCUCAGGGACCAUAUAGUCGGUUGCCCCUACCUGGACGAACAAACUCUCCGAGUUGGCCAACUGUAUCAAGUCAGGCUUCGAAACGUAUCAAGGUCUUUAAUCCCCCUUCAUCAGCACGGACACUAAGCAAGAUCAGCAUGAAAGGCGAAGAAGAAGCACAGGAGAAACGAAAGAGAAAGGCGGAAAUCAGACAAAGGGAUAUCUCAGUGGUGAAAGCAAAUGAAAGAUUAGAAGCCGAGCGCGUGGAAUUGGAGAAGCUCAAAUAUGAAAAAUCGGAGAAGGAACAGCAUCAACAGAGGGGGAUGGAAAGAGAAUGGGAAGAAAGGAAGAGGAUGGAAAAAAUGGAGAGGGACGAAACAGAAUGGAAUAAUUCACAGAAAGAUUUGAGGAGAAUCACAGAAAAGAAUAAAUGGAGAAUACCGGAUAAUCAUUUCCUUCACUACUUUCAGAGCCCUGGUCCGACAUCAGCGGAUAUUGGUACUAGCCAUGAUCACCAAUAUCUUUCCCAAUCUCGACCUGUGGAACACGGUGCACUUCCGCCAGUUCAGGAACGACCUCUUCCUCUCCCACCCGCAAAAUAUUCUCAUCAUACUGUCAACAGCCCAAACCCAAUCAAUGUGGCGCCUCGACGACCGGUAUCCAUUAUUGGUGGAGGUGGUGGCAUGCCACCGCCUCCUAUGCCUGUUCGAGCCUUUCACUCUACAUAUCGCCUAUCUAUUCCUGGCUCACCUGCGAUUCAUUACCCUAUAAAUCUCAAGAAUUCACAAGGAUCUAACUCUCGUUUACCUCCUGCAACUCCCCGAGGCGAAGUCUUCGGUCGAAAAGAACCUCCAAUAGUACCCAGGCAACCUGUAUUGGGAAUGUCCAAAACAGUUAAUCAUGCAUCGGGAGGAAGAAAUAUGAACCACACUGGCGAGAUGAGCUUCGGGCUUACGAGGCAGGAGAGAUCAGGCAUUACAGGAGCGCAGUUUGUCUCUCCUUCACCCGUCAAUCAAGCUCCCUUAAGAUACACUCCAAGACGAAAUCCGCCGGUACCAGCUGUCAAUUCCUACCUUCCCAAUAUCGGCACUUCAUGGCAGAACCCGUGGGUUACCCCUCGAUCUCAGCAGACUUUUUAUCCGACCUAUACUCCCAGAAUAUCAACGAGGAAAGGGAUAGAGCAGUAUGGACUGACGAAAGAAGAUCGCGAGUAUUUCUGGAAAGACGGUAUUCCGUCAGGAUAA